Pundamilia nyererei is the source of this 1425-nucleotide messenger RNA. RefSeq names its product zinc-binding protein A33-like. The record is from RefSeq and is a predicted model, not a curated record. Lineage: Eukaryota; Metazoa; Chordata; Actinopteri; Cichliformes; Cichlidae. The transcript has a single exon. The coding region runs from base 1 to 1425 and encodes 474 amino acids. Gene Ontology annotation, molecular function: protein binding; zinc ion binding.
AUGUCCUCUCAGUCAGAAAUGAAUCUCUCUUGUUCGAUCUGCUAUGACAUCUUCAGAGACCCCAUCAUGCUGUCAUGCAGCCACAGCUUUUGUAAAGACUGCCUGCAAAUGUGGUGGAAGGAGAAACCAGUACGUAAAUGCCCACUUUGUAAGAAUUUGCAUUUGUCAGAUGACCCACCCUGUAACUUGGUGUUAAAGAACCUGUGUGAAGCUUUCUUACUGGAGAGAGAUCAAAAAGCUUCUUUAGAGUCAGAGGCUCGCUGCAGUCUGCACUGUGAGAAACUCAAACUCUUCUGUCUGGACCAUCAGCUGCUAGUGUGUCUUGUUUGUAGGGAUUCAAAAAUACACAACAAACACACAUUCAGAACCAUCGAAGAAGCUGCGGAGGAUCACAGAAAAGUGCUUCAGGUGUUACUACAGCCCUUAAAAGAGAAACUGAAGCACUUUAAAAUAGUUAAAGGAGACUUUGAUCAAACCAGAGAACACAUUAAAGUCCAGGCCCUUCACACAGAGAGGAAGAUCAAGGAGAAGUUUGCAAAAAUGCACCAGUUUCUACAAGAAGAAGAAAAAGCAAGAAUCACUGCUCUGAGGGCAGAAGAGGAGCAGAAGAGUCAGAUGAUCAAGGAGAAGAUGGAGGCUCUGAGCAGAAAAAUAGCAGCUCUUUUAGACGCUAUCAGAGCCACAGAGGAGAACCUGAGAGCUGAAGAUGUCUCAUUUCUGCAAAACAUCAAGCCUGCAGUGAACAGAGUCCAGCAGCGCACCCUGCUGGAGGAACCACAUGUGGUCUCAGGAGCUCUGAUAGAUGUGGCCAAACACCUGGGCAACCUGACCUUCAACAUCUGGAAGAACAUGAAGGAGAUGGUCUCCUGCACUCCAGUGAUUCUGGAUCCAAACACAGCUCAUCAACAACUCAUCCUCUCAGAAGAUCUGACCAGUGUGAGUCUCGGUGAGAGACAGCAGCUUCCCAACAAUCCAGAGAGGUUCGACCACCAUCCAAUUGUUCUGGGCUCCGAGGGCUUCGACUCAGGGACUCACAGCUGGCAUGUUGAGGUCAGAAAGGAUGGGAUCAGGUGCCUCGGUGUGCUAAUAGAGUCUGUUAAGAGAAAAGAACAAUUACAGACUGGAUUCUGGGAAAUAUGUCUCCAGGAUGGACAAUACACAGCAGCUGCUCCACCACUUCCUGAUAAACUUCUCUCAGUGAAGAAGCUCCAGAGGGUCAAAGUUCAGCUGGACUGUGACAGAGGGAAGCUCUCAUUCUUCGAUCUUGACACCAGCACACACAUACACACCUUCAGACUCAGUUUCACAGAGAAGCUGUUUCCUUACAUUGGCACGCACAAUAAAGUACCAAUGAAGAUUUUACCUGUGACUGUGAGAGUGGAACAGCACACGCCCUCUUUAUCUACAGGUUUUUGGUUUAGCUAG